Odocoileus virginianus texanus is the source of this 4864-nucleotide messenger RNA. It is a transcript of the gene KCTD6, whose product is annotated as potassium channel tetramerization domain containing 6. Gene Ontology annotation, molecular function: cullin family protein binding. The record is from RefSeq and is a predicted model, not a curated record. Gene Ontology annotation, biological process: protein homooligomerization; ubiquitin-dependent protein catabolic process. Lineage: Eukaryota; Metazoa; Chordata; Mammalia; Artiodactyla; Cervidae.
GCACCUGCCGGGCUGUCAGUGGCGGAGGCUGUGUCUGAGGGGUGGGACUUGAGAGAUGAAGCAGAGAUCCUUUUUGGAUACUGUGCUGAAGUUACCACGUUUCUGCAACUAUACCAGUUCUAGAACAAGUUGGAUACUUCCAAUUUGAGGGCUUUGUGACAGAAGAGGUUUGAGUGCCAAGAGACCUGAGGUAACUUGGUUUGGCUAAGAGCGUUUGGGGUAGCCUGAGCGUGUGUUACCGUUUCCCCUUGGCAUGUUCAUUUUCUUUGCUGUCACAAACGCCCGAGCAUAUGAACGAUUGCAAGAUAGGAAAGAAGCGAUUCCAAGACAGCACAGGACUGAACCCAGGACUGAGAUGUUUUCAAAUAAACAGAUGUGUAGCUAGGAACAGGAAAAUCUGUUUUUACCUGCAUGGUAGGUAGGUUGAGACAACUUGCUUUUUGGUCAGACCAUACUAGUCCUUCAUUUUGCGUAACAUCAUAAAUAUUGAGUGGUGAGGACCACUGUAGAUGCUGUUUCUAAGGUUCAUGUCAUUUAAAUUUUAAUUUGUCACAGUUUAAAGCAUUACUACAUAAAGAAAUGCUAGGGUGAAUCCGUGAAUCACUGAACGUGUCUUGGAUUGUGAUAUUUGGAGUUUAUUUAAAAUGCAGUACAAAUACUUAUUUGGAUUUGGCUUUACGUUGGAUAUAAUCCUGAGUCAUGCUUUAGAGGAGUGCCUUCUGUGAUGAAGAGUUCCGGCGUCUGGUGGUCUCUUGUGCAAGCCAGAUGCUCCCUGUGAUCCUCUCUUGUGGCGCUCCAGGAAAAGGAGGACGGACUGAGGGCGACUGGAAGCAAAUUAAGUGACCUCCUCUUCCAUACUUGCCCCGUCUCCAUGCCCAUGCUCUGAAUUACUUGUGUCCACACUCUCAAGUUUCUCAAUUAACCACAGAAAUUAUAUGUAUGCUACUGCCACUAGUAUUUUCACACUUGCGAGGUUACCCAUAAAUUUUCAAUUCAUGAUCUCACUUAUUUUUUCUCCAAGAAGCAGCUGGGCAACACAGAGUGAUUAACUCUGGGCCUUAUAAUUAGUAAUGAAGCCAAGUUGGCUUAAGGAUCCUCACCUGUGACCAUCUCUCUCUCUCCUGCUCUGGCCGCCUGUGGCCUCAGAGCCCAGGCCCCCAUCUGUCACCGUGUGGGCCAGUUGUUGCCCUUGUGUUGUGCGUAAGUGGUACUGUUACUUUUGGGAAUGUGGUAUUACUCUGUUUUAUCUUACAGAAAUUUAGGUAAGAGGAAUGGUAUGGUUUUGUGACUAUUUGUGGUAGCUCUUCAGUAGGAAAAGUCACUUAGAGCACCUUUUUUGUAGACCCCAUGGAGAGAGCAGAGAGAAAAAAGGAUUAGUUUUUGGAUGAAACGAUCUAUUUGUGUAGUGGUUAUGGUCAAGCAUAACCUAACGCCAUCAUCACAUUCUCCUUCUCUGCCUGGCUACUUAAACCAGCCUGUAUGUGAAUGUUAACCCAAAAGACUCCUUUAGAUGUUGCUGAACUAGUUACUAUAAAAAGUAUUUCACUUUCAAAAACUCCCACAUUUCAAGAACAGAGAAAUUCAGCACAAAGGUAAUUUUGAAGAAUCCCUCUUCAGGUUGUCCAGACAUUCCUGCUGCGUCCCACGGAGAGGAGCCCUUCCCAGAGCCCUCCGUUUUCGUGUUUGGUGGUGGUCUCGCUCUUUCUCCCCCAGCUCUCUGCCAGCCCAUCUUUUAUAUGGGGCCUUUGAAUCCUGUACUUUAGCUGUUGCAUGUGGCCCUUCUUCAGAGAUUGAAAGCCUCACCAGGGCAAGGGCCGUACUUUGCUGUUUCUGUGUAUCUGGCUGGCACAUGGGCCCCCGCGCCUGUACCUCCAGUGAAUGCUGGGUGAUGGGAGAAGGCCAGAGGUGGGCAUCUUAGCAGAACUUUCGGGUGACUGGCCUUUUAAAUCGCUCAGUUGUUCCAUCUGCUGGUCUGUCUGUCGCACCAGUAACUGGAUCAGGUGCACAUAAUACAGGUUGGUCAAAACCUCUUUCUUGGUUCUGUUACUUAAAAUUCUGUUGUUGAAGUCAGUCAGAGGAAUGAAAGGUGGUCGUAACAGCCCUGAAUUUGACAUUUGUUCCAUUUCUCACCCUAUAGCAUGUGGAGCCCUACUUGUACCCAGCUGCUGAAUGUGGAGAAUAAAAACUGACCCCACAGUUGUCUGGUUUACAUUUUAGCUUGUUUGCUUUGAAGAAUUUGCAAGGUAGAGAAAUGGAUGCUUGAGGCUCUGAUUUCAGCCCCUGCUGUGCUAUGCAAAUGUUCUCUACAUGCCUGAGUGACCUUUUGAGAAAGAGCCUUUGUGAUCUUCUGUAGCCAGGGCCUGUUCUGGGAAUGAGUGUGCCAGAUUCCUCUAAAAGUAGGGAAAAUGAAUCCAUUAAAAAAAACAAGACCACACAAACAAACAAACAGUGCUUUUCCUGGUUAAAUACUCUUAAGUCCAAGUUUCUUACUGUCUCUUGCCAAAGCUUUUGAAAUUUGCCCUGGAGUUUGCAUUGCCGGGUGGUUUGGGGUUUGAUGUGUGUGAAGGACUGACUGAAGCAGUUCAGUAGCUGGGAAACUGUUUAAGUGCUUUUGAAUUGUAGAUAAAAUAAAAAUGGCAUCAUUAAUAUCUGGGUGUUUGUCAGUGUCUUCAGGCGUUCCUUCCUAAGCACUGGCCUAGUGACUCUCAUGAUAGGUUGGUAAGGUUCUUUUCUGCCCGAAAUUGUGCUCCUAUGGUUUGGCAUUUUACUUGUUUUGUUUUUGUUUUGAUUGUUGUAGCAAAUGAAAUAUAUCAUUAUUAAAAGUGUAAUUAGGUUUUCUGUGUUACAGCAGAGCUACGCUUCUGGUGUAUUUCUCUUGGAAAGAGAUGCCAGUCUCUUGGAGGUUUAUGGCUUUUAAUGCUUUUACUAAGAUGUUUCGUUUAUGUAGCUGAAAUGCUUAUGAAAAAGAGUUUACUCUUCUCCUCUGUUAACCUUUUUGAUAAGGAUCGUCAUAGUUUUGUACCAGAUAAGGUUGUAGGGUUAAUCAUAAUGUUCUUCUGCAGGAAUUCUAAAAAUUGAAUUUUCAGAGAAGAUAGGUAGAAUUUGAAUAACUGGUUUACUCCCUAGACUCUUUCCUUUCCUUUCAAAGUUUAGGGUAACUCUUUCCUGUGUAAACAUUUGCCAGUCUCUUAGGUACCCAUUGUGGUAAGGAUGUUGGGGGACCCCUAGAAGACCUUUGGGAAAUCGUUUCUGCCCUAGACCUUUGCCUUAGAGCAAAAAUGAGGAUUUCUCCGGUGUCUGGCCUGCUGUUGGGUGAGAAAACCUUUCUUCUGCGUUCGUGGUGAUGCGCACUGUCACAUGUCUUUUUCUCUUUCCCAAGUUUCCCUGGAACCUGGGCUCCCCGAGACCGGCACUGGAGCAGAUGGAUAAUGGAGACUGGGGCUAUAUGAUGACUGACCCAGUCACGUUAAAUGUAGGUGGACACUUGUACACGACGUCUCUCACCACGUUGACGCGUUACCCGGAUUCCAUGCUUGGAGCCAUGUUUGGGGGGGACUUCCCCACAGCUCGAGACCCUCAAGGCAAUUACUUCAUUGAUCGAGAUGGACCUCUUUUCCGAUAUGUCCUCAACUUCUUAAGAACUUCAGAGCUGACCUUACCCCUGGAUUUUAAGGAAUUUGAUCUGCUUCGGAAAGAAGCAGACUUUUACCAGAUUGAGCCCUUGAUUCAGUGUCUCAAUGACCCCAAGCCUUUGUAUCCCGUGGAUACUUUUGAAGAAGUUGUGGAGUUAUCUAGUACCCGGAAGCUUUCUAAGUACUCCAAUCCGGUAGCUGUCAUCAUAACGCAGUUAACCAUUACCACCAAGGUCCAUUCCUUACUAGAAGGCAUAUCAAACUAUUUUACGAAGUGGAAUAAGCACAUGAUGGACACCAGAGAUUGCCAGGUGUCCUUUACUUUUGGACCCUGUGAUUAUCACCAGGAAGUCUCUCUCCGAGUCCACCUGAUGGAGUACAUUACCAAACAGGGUUUCACGAUCCGCAACACACGAGUGCAUCACAUGAGCGAGCGGGCCAAUGAGAACACAGUGGAACACAACUGGACUUUCUGCAGGCUGGCCCGGAAGACGGAUGACUGACCUCCAGCCCCGGGAGGUCCUGGGAGUGCACCUGCCAGGAGAUCCAGGAGGCUGACCUUUUUUUUUUUUUUAAAUCACAGUGUGAGAUUUUUUUUUUUUUAAUAUUUGUAUUUAUUUGAAGGCAUUGGGGACCAGAAGGAAGUUUUGUGCUUUAGCAGACUCCUCUAUGUUUUGUUCCCUUCACCCCAAGAGUGCAUGUGCCUGUUCCGAGCCUCCAGAUUCCUUUUUUUUUUUAAUACAAAGAAGUCUGAAAAUCAUUAUGGUCUAUAAUGUACCCUUAACAAAGCUUUCUUUCUUUUUUUUUUGCAGUGCUAAAAUGAUUUCUGAUUAAAUAGUCCCUAAAUCAACUAGAAGGCUAAAAAUGCAGGAGUGAAAGAAUAAACAGUACUCAUGAUGCCUUGGGGAAAAAUCAGAACAUCACGUAGGGUGACCUAGUUUUCAGACCAAUAAGCAGUAUUGUAAUAUUAAAGGAAAACUAUUCCAAUCAUGUAAAAGUACUUGUUAAGUACUGCUUUUUACAGUUAUGACAACUGUUUCUUUCUAUGCAUAUAAAUCAAGCAACCAAAUAUCUGUAGCCAUGGAGAUGUCUGACUAGAAAUAUUUAUAUUGGAUUCUGAAUACAAAACGUCCCUGUGGUAGAAAUCUCAACUUCUUAUGCCUGGUGCAGUAUAAUUGUCAAGUGGUACUGUCUACCAGAAAAAAAAAACCACAAUAAAAAUUGAAAUAUGA